AUGCCACCCUACACAGCUGCGCAGAAGCAGACCAUCGCGCAAUUUUCGGCUCUGACUGAUGCUAAGGAGACUAUCGCUACCAAGUUCCUGAAGGGAGCGUCAUGGAACCUUGAACGGGCUGUUGAUGCAUACUAUGCUAGCCCCCAGUCCAAUAUCGGCACACCAAUCUUGCAGUCAAUUGGCAACAUCUUCGAUGAGUACCGAGUCAAUGACAACCCCAAUACCAUCGGUAUUGAUGGCGCCAUGAAGUACUUCAAAGAUAUCAACGUCCAACUAGACGAAGUUACCUGUCUCGGAAUCAUGGAACUAUGCAAGUGCCCAGCCAUGGGCGAAUUUACCCGCGAAGAGUUCAUUACCGGCUGGAGAUCAGUACAAUGCGACUCCAUCUCCAAAAUGACCACCUACGCCGCCACCCUCCGCUCCCAAAUCCCCACAACCCCAGACCUCUACCGCCGCACCUACCGCUACGCCUUCCCCAUCUGCCGCAUGCCGGGCCAACGCAACCUACCCUUCGACCUCGCCGCCGAACAAUGGCGCCUCUUCUUCACCCCCGACCGCGGCGGCAUCCCCUGGAGCACGGCCAGCACCCCCUGGCUCGAGUGGUGGCUCGAGUUCCUGGAGGGACGGGGCAAGAAGCCCAUCAACAAGGAUCUGUGGGAGCAGGUGGAGGUGUUUAUGCGGAAGACUGUGGAGGAUGAGACGUUUGGGUGGUGGAGUGUUGAUGGGGCGUGGCCUGGGGCGUUGGAUGAUUUUGUGGGUUAUGUUCAGGCGAAGAGGGAAGGGAGUGCUAUGGAGCUUUGA
This is a messenger RNA of Penicillium daleae, 801 nucleotides long. Its product is annotated as DCN1 family protein. The transcript has 5 exons. The record is from RefSeq and is a predicted model, not a curated record. Bases 1 to 801 code for a protein of 266 amino acids. Gene Ontology annotation, biological process: positive regulation of ubiquitin-protein transferase activity; protein neddylation. Gene Ontology annotation, molecular function: cullin family protein binding; ubiquitin-like protein binding; ubiquitin conjugating enzyme binding. Lineage: Eukaryota; Fungi; Ascomycota; Eurotiomycetes; Eurotiales; Aspergillaceae. Gene Ontology annotation, cellular component: ubiquitin ligase complex.